This is a messenger RNA of Thyridium curvatum, 1215 nucleotides long. RefSeq lists its product as uncharacterized. The record is from RefSeq and is a predicted model, not a curated record. The transcript has 3 exons. Lineage: Eukaryota; Fungi; Ascomycota; Sordariomycetes; Thyridiales; Thyridiaceae. The coding region runs from base 1 to 1215 and encodes 404 amino acids. Gene Ontology annotation, cellular component: peroxisome.
AUGGACGCCAACUCGAGGCGCUGGUCAUCCCCACAGACGCUACUUUACAGCAGGGAUGCCGCCUGGAACUUCAUGGGACCUCGGGCGGAUUUUGGACUAGUUAUCCAGUCUUCCUUCUCCAAUUCCCACCUAGCACGGCUUAGAUUUACUUGCACAACAGUUCUCUGCUAUUUGGCGGAAACAGACACUGCUCCCAUUCCCAUCUCACUCACGAAGCAGGCCGUGAUCCGCAACAUGCCUGUCAAAGCCAGCGACAAGCCGGUCAAGAAUGCCUCUGGGCGGUAUGACAAUGUCGACUUUAGGAAAGCUGCGGGCUUCAAGUAUCCUCCCGUAAAGUGCAGCUACAACAGGAGAGAUGUCCUCUUGUUUGCCAACGCGAUAGGCGUGUCCGCCGACGAGCGGCACUUCCUCUACGAGCUGCACCCGCGGUUCGCCGCCUUCCCCACGUUCCCCAUCAACCUGUUCUUCAAGACGACCGACCAGGACGUCUACGACUUCAUCAAAAAGUGCACGCCCACCGACGUGCCGGGCACGCCGCCGUUUGACGCCCAGCGCUCCGUCGACGGCGAGCGCGGCAUCGAGAUCGUCAACCCGGUGCCCGUCAGCUCCGACGGGCUGGACCUCGAGAUCCACCAAAAGGUGCUCGGCGUCUACGACAAGGGCGGCUCCAUGAUCCUCGAGGCCGAGCAGGAGCUGCUCGACGUCAGGACGGGCACCGUGUACGUGCGCAUGACCUCGACGGCCUUCGGCAUGGGCCAGGGCGGCUACGGCGGGCCGCGGGGCCCCUCGCGCCCGAGCCCCCGGAUCCCGGACCGCGCGCCGGACGCGGUACACGUCUUCCGGACGACGCCCGAGCUGGCGCUGCUGUACCGCCUCUGCGGCGACUACAACCCCAUGCACGCCGACGACGAGUUCGGCCGGCGCGCGGGCUUCAAGGGCCACAUCCUGCAGGGGCUGGGCACGUGGAACAUCGCGGCGCACGGCAUCCUCCGGGAGCUCGGCGGGUCGGACCCGGCGCGGUUCAAGGCCUUCACGGCGCGGUUCAAGAGCGUCGUGUACCCCGGCGAGACGCUCGAGACGCGCAUGUGGAAGGUCGGCAUCGAGAAGGGCUGCGACGUCGUCAUGUUCGAGACGGUGGUCCGCGAGGACGGGCGGGUGGCGCUGUCCAACGGCCAGUGCAAGAUCCUGCAGGCCAGCGCGGGUAGCAAGCUGUAG